Thermochaetoides thermophila DSM 1495 is the source of this 2379-nucleotide messenger RNA. RefSeq names its product NONE-like protein. The record is from RefSeq and is a predicted model, not a curated record. The transcript has 4 exons. Bases 1 to 2379 code for a protein of 792 amino acids. Gene Ontology annotation, cellular component: mitochondrial inner membrane. Lineage: Eukaryota; Fungi; Ascomycota; Sordariomycetes; Sordariales; Chaetomiaceae. Gene Ontology annotation, molecular function: RNA binding.
AUGACCCUAAAUCUGUUUCCGCUGAAGUUGAGCUCUGUCUUGCUCUGGAGUCCGUGGGAGACGAAUCGUGAUUUGGCUAGUCUGUUGGGACGGCCUGAGGUUGCGCCGAGUGGGUUGUUUGACCCCGUAGGGCUGGUUAAGCAGGCCAUCCCGAAGGAUCUACCGAUCAAGAUCACCCAGGUUAUUCCCCGGUUGAAGGAGUCGGGGGCCUAUGUCAAGUUUACGUAUCCUCCUGGUAUUUCUCCGGCUGAAAUAGAAGCCAAACUGGUCAAGUCACUCAUCGAGAAUCCGAUCAAACCAUGGUUCAGCCCCUUCCGCGGCAUCAAGGCCAGCCUGGUCCAAGGCCGCCCCUGGCUCGAAGACCUCUACCGCCUGCCUAAAGGCCGCUUGAAGGUCGAAUUCAUUCCUACAGGUGAUGGCGAACCUCCUGGAGAGCUCUCACAAGAAUCCUUGUAUAACCUCUUCCGCCGGUACGGCAAGAUAGCAGAUAUCGUGUCGCAGCCUCCUGACUCGAAGGUCGUGCCGCGGUAUGCCUAUGUGGAUUUCGUCCUCGUUAGGGACGCCAUAAUGGCGAGGAACUGCAUGCACGGGUUCGUGCUCAAAGAGGAGGGCAGCAAGAACCCGACACGAUUGAGGCUGUCGUAUGAGCAAAGGGUGAAACCACAUCAUUUUUGGAGCUGGAUCUCGGGACACCCGAAAAUUGUUAUUCCGAUCAUUGCGGCCGUGUUGGCUGCGUUCACGGUGGCUGUGUUUGAUCCUAUUCGGGAGUUCUUCGUUCAGAGCCAUAUCCAAAAAUCGCUGGAUCUUACCAACAGCAACCUGUACAAAUGGCUGAAGCGACAGACUUCUGAUAUCCUCUCCUUCAAGCCUCGAAAGGAGGAGACGGCCGGUCUCAGUGCCCUGUUCACUCACCACAGAGAGCUGAUCGACACAGUCCAGAGCAGCCUUCUUGAGUCAGGAGACACCUUUGUCGUCGUCCAUGGCCCCCGUGGCUCUGGCGCCAGGGAACUUAUCAUGAACCAGGUCCUUCAUGACCGUCGGGACGUCCUGCUCAUCGACUGCAGGCAAGUCAUGGAAGCCAGAGGCGAGGCCGACAUCAUCAAGAAGCUGGCUUCGCAGGUUGGCUACCGCCCCGUCUUCUCCUGGGCCAAUAAUAUCAGCAGCAUGCUCGACUUAGCCAUUCAAAGCACUACAGGUGUCAAGGCAGGCUUCUCGGAGAACCUCGAGGCUCAGAUCGUCAAGAUCCUGCAGACGACUGCUUCUGCUCUGAAGAACGUCUCACUGUCCGCAAGGACUAAAGACGACAGAGAUGCUACUCUCACAGACGACGCCUACCUCGAAGCACACCCAGAACGUCGCGCCGUGGUUGUAAUCGACAACUUCCUUCACAAAGGUGACGAGAAGGGCAUCUUCUACGACCGUCUGUCUGAUUGGGCCGCGGCCCUCGUCCAGUCCAACAUCGCCCACGUCAUUUUCCUAACCACCGACACUACCUACUCCAAGACCCUUUCGCGUGCCCUUCCCGAUCGCGUCUUCCACCAAGUCCGACUCAGCGACCUCUCUCCCGACGUCGCAAAGCGCUUCGUAAUCUCUCAGCUCAACAACCAAUCCCAACCUCAACCCGGCGCAGACGACUCCCGCAUCAAACUCUCCAACCAACAGCUCCGCUCCGACCUCGCUGAACUCGAUGAAUGCAUCUCCCUCCUGGGUGGACGCGUAACCGACCUGCAACUCCUCGCCCGCCGCCUGAAAGCAGGCCAAUCUCCUUCCAAAGCCGUCUCCGACAUCAUCGAACAAAGCUCCAUCGAAAUCUUGCGGUUCUUCCUCCUCUCCACCAAGCCCACGACCCCGUCGGGCGCAGACAAGAAAUGGUCUGCCGAGCAGGCCUGGAGUCUUAUCAAGGCCCUCGCUACUUCGCCGAACGAGGCCCUGCCAUAUAAUCAAGUUUUGCUGUCGCCUACAUUCGCGUACUCGACUUCCCCAGACGCGGCCAGCCCUGAGGCAGCGCUCGAAGCGCUUGCCAACGCGGAGCUGAUCACAAUUCACUCCCGCCAUGGGCGACCAGCUACCAUCAAGGCAGGGAAACCCGUCUACCAGGCUGCCUUUCGCAAACUUCUUGAAGACCCUGUUGUGAAAGCAAGGAUGGACCUGGCGAUGUUGACUGAGCUAGUCAAGAUUGAGAACAAGAAUAUUGAGAAGGCAGAGGCCGAGUUGGCUGUGCUGGGGCAGGCAGGGGCACAGAAUGGGUCCUGGGGAUGGGGACUGGCGGGCGAGAGGGUGAAGUAUUUAUUGGGGAAGGUGAAGGCUAGUCAAUGGAGGAUCGAGAAGUGGGAGGGGGAAAUUAAGGGGUUGAAGAAAGUGCUCGAGAAGGAGGUUUAA